This is a messenger RNA of Purpureocillium takamizusanense, 2501 nucleotides long. It is a transcript of the gene APL6, whose product is annotated as AP-3 complex subunit beta. The transcript has 3 exons. The record is from RefSeq and is a predicted model, not a curated record. Gene Ontology annotation, molecular function: clathrin binding. Gene Ontology annotation, biological process: intracellular protein transport; vesicle-mediated transport. The coding region runs from base 76 to 2400 and encodes 774 amino acids. Gene Ontology annotation, cellular component: membrane coat. Lineage: Eukaryota; Fungi; Ascomycota; Sordariomycetes; Hypocreales; Ophiocordycipitaceae.
AAUUCAACCCAGCACCUUCUCGACAGCGUCCAAUCCAAUCCACACACCGCACGGGCGCAGCUCCUACCGGCAACGAUGGAGUCGAUAGCGAGGAUCUCGGGUCUCAUGGAGACUGCGAGAGAGCUGACCCUCGAUGCCGCCCAGGCGACGCGCAACAUGAGCAACAUGCGAACCAGCGCCCGCCCGCUCGAUCGCAACCAGAUGAGGAAGCUCCUCGACAGCAGGAAUGACCGGGAGAUUCUCGACGGCCUGCGACGGGUCAUCUCGAUGAUGUACCGAAACCACAAGACGCUGCCAUUCUUCUCCUCGGUCGUCAAGAAUGUCGCCUCGCCCAACAUCGAAAUCAAGAAGCUCGUCUACAUCUACCUCAUCCACCACGCCGAGCACGAGCCCGACCUCGCCCUCCUCUCCAUCAACACCAUCCAGAAGUCGCUGUCCGACACCAACCCCCAGGUCCGCGCCCUCGCCCUUAAGACCAUGUCGGGCAUCCGCGUCCCCGUCAUCAGCCAGAUCGUCUCUCUUGCCAUCAAGAAGGGCGUCGUCGACAUGAGCCCCUACGUCCGCAAGGCCGCCGCCUUGGCCAUCCCCAAGUGCUACCGCCUCGACCCUAGCCAGUCGCCGCAGCUCAUCGAAUACCUGUCCGCCCUUCUCGGCGACAAGCAAUACUACGUCGCCGGCGCGGCAGUAUCCUCGUUCCUCGAGAUCUGCCCCGAGCGCAUCGACCUGAUACACAAGCACUACCGCGCCCUGGUGCGCAAGAUCGUGGACAUGGACGAGUGGAGUCAGUUGGCCAUGCUGCGUCUGAUGACUUGCUACGCGCGCAAGUGCUUCCCGCGGAGUCAAGGAUCGAAGAGCCCUACACAGGAUAAUUCGACCGAUGACUUUUACAGCGAGUCCACGGGUGCUGCCUCGGGCCGCGGCUCCUCCAUGAAUCCCGACCUGCUCCUCCUCCUCAACGCCCUACGACCGCUGCUCCAGAGCCGCAACUCUGCCGUCGUUGUCGCCGUUGCGCGGUGCUACGUCGCUGUCGGGACGCCCGAGUACGUCAAACUCGCCGUCGGUCCACUCGUUGCGUUGCUGCGCGGGGCCCAGGACAUCCAGCAGAUUGCCCUCUACAACAUCGUCUCGGUCUGCCUCCUCCGGCCAACGGAUUUUGUAAAGUACGCCAGCCACUUCCUGGUCAAGUCGACGGACACGGCGCCCGUCUGGGAACUGAAACUGGAGGUCUUGGCCAUCAUCUUUCCCCACAGCCCCAUUCAUGUCAAGAGCCUCAUCCUGAAGGAGCUUGAGCACUUUUCGCAAGGGUCGAACAAGGCGCUGGUGCGAGAAGCCGUUCGCGCGAUCGGACGAUGCGCGCAGUCCGAUGUGACGACGGCCCCCCGGUGCUUAAAGUUGCUCCUAGGGCAGAUCACGAGUCUAGAUGGGACGCUCGCCGCCGAGUCUCUGACGGUCAUCCGCCACCUGAUACAGCAAGAUGCUGAGGGCCAUGUUGGCACCGUGGUAAGGCUUGCAAAGAACCUCGACUCUGCCACGGAUCCGCAGGCCCGGGCCACCAUCAUCUGGCUUGUGGGCGAGUUCUCUGGACUCAAUGGCGAGGACAAUAUUGCACCAGACGUCUUGCGAAUCCUUCUCAAGGACUUUGUGAGCGAGUCGGAGGCUGCCAAGCGCCAGAUCCUGUUGCUCGCCGCCAAGGUCUACCUGCACCACAUUAAUCGCCAGAGCGAGGCCGAAAAAGAAAGGGCAGCCGAGGAGGAUCCGCCGCAAGAGUUGGACAAGCAUCCGAUUGAAAGGCUGUGGGACUAUGUGGUGCUGCUUGUCAGGUACGACACGUCGUACGACCUCAGAGACCGGGCGAGAAUGUAUCGAUCCUUGCUGGGCGUCCCCCAGCUGGCGACGCUCAUGCUCCUGGCCCCUAAGCCUGCCCCACAGGCCCCGAGCCCGUCGGAAUCGAGAAAGGGCUUUCUGCUCGGGUCGUCAACGUUGGUCCUGGCCGGCGGAGGCGGCAUUCACGGCCUGAGUGGAUACGAGACCUUGCCGGACUGGGUCGAGGCUGGCAAGGAGCCGGAUCCGAGACUCCGGGACGAGAAUGGAGGCGGGCCGUCAUCCCGCCACGACGGCGACAAGGCUACGCCCGCAACGGAGAGGCUUGACGACGCAGCCCGGGCCACGCCGCCGCAAAGGGCGAAUGGUCUCGGCGAAAAGGUUGGCGCCAAAACUCUGGAUGAUUGGCUGGCCGAGGAAGAAGACAAUGGAGAGACGGAGGAGGAUGAGACGGAAGAAGAGACGGACGAUGAGGAGGAAGAAGGGGAAGAGAGCGAUGAGGAUGAGGAGGAUGAGGAGGAGGAAGAGGAAGAGGAGAGUGACGACGAUGGGGAGAAUGAUAGGCUGGUCAAGCAGUGAAUUAUUAGCAUCGCAUCAUGGGUACACUAGAGGCAUAGCGAGCAAAGGGCAUGGAGUCCAAGUCUUGCUUCUCGUAAGCCUUGAAAAAUAUGCAUUGCAAC